This is a messenger RNA of Botrytis sinoallii, 1894 nucleotides long. RefSeq lists its product as uncharacterized. The transcript has 3 exons. The coding region runs from base 1 to 1608 and encodes 535 amino acids. The record is from RefSeq and is a predicted model, not a curated record. NCBI's taxonomy places the organism in Eukaryota, Fungi, Ascomycota, Leotiomycetes, Helotiales, Sclerotiniaceae.
AUGUUGUCUCACACGCGCCUCGUCUCCUCAUGCCGCCAAACAUCUUCUCUUCUCAAAUACAAACCCAACUUUACCAUCCAUAAAUCCUCUCUUGUCAACCACAAACCCAAGUUCGCAAUUCGCACCCUCGCAACACAAGCUAAAUCAAUCAGCAUGUCUUCUAUGAAUGCCAUAAACCCAAAGAAGGAGGGCGAUAUAUCUUCGGUCUUCGUCUCACUCUCUGGCGCCAAGCCUACACCACUUCCGGAACGUUUUGCUGAUAUCAAGCGCAACCUUAUCCGUGGCCACGAGGAGGCCGUUCAAGCAUCUUUCACUCGCCUUAUUGAGCAACUUGCGAUUGAGAAUCGAAAGGUCGCGGAAUUGGGCCCGAGCAUAAUCCCAAGUGUGACUUUCAAGGAUGUUCAUGAGAAGAACGUAAGUGAGCAGCAGUUGAAAGAUAUGAGAGAUAAGGGUGCACUUGUUAUUAGGGGCGUCAUGGAUGAGACAACUGCGAGACGUUAUAAGCAAGAGGUCGAAGAUUAUGUCAAGUUGAAUCCUAGUACUAAGGGCUUCCCAGCCAAUGAUCCACAAGUCUACGAGCUCUACUGGUCACCACCACAAGUUAAAGCUCGUGGUCAUCCUAACAUGAUCAUUGCCCAAAAGUUCCUGCUCAAUCUCUGGCACUCCGCCGAUCCCAACUCACCAAUUUCCUUUUCUCAACCACUCACCUACGCUGACCGUGUUCGCAUCCGUCAACCUGGUGAUGCUAUCUUUGCUCUUGGUCCUCACGCCGAUGGCGGAUCUGUUGAACGCUGGGAACCCAAUGGCUAUGGUAUCAACGGAGUAUAUGACGCUAUCUUCCAAGGAAAGUGGGAAGAAUUUGAUCCUUUCGAGUCUUCAUCACGUGUAUCCGCUGUUAGCGAUCUCUAUCAUGGUGGAGGAAGCUGCUCCAUGUUUCGUAUGUUCCAGGCCUGGCUCGGCAUGUCCCGCACUGCGCCUGGAGAAGGCACAUUGAAGGUCAAUCCACUUAUCAAGCUUUCCACCGCUUACUUCUUGCUCCGACCUUUCUUUGAGCCUAUUAAAGAAUUGCCGGAGGGAAAGGAAGACAAGUAUACUGCGGAGUAUCUCAGUCCCGAGAAUUGGAAAUUGAUCCCAACUGAUCAAAUGAGCACUGCUCUUCAUGGUGCUACUCCAAGUCAUGGACAGGAGAUGACCGAAAAACUUCACCCACAUCUGGAUCUGAAGAAUACCAUGGUUCAUAUUCCUAAGAUUAACCCAGGUGACUACGUUGCUUGGCACUGUGAUAUGAUCCACGCCGUAGACAAAACUCAUGCUGGUAAAUCUGACAGUUCCGUCCUCUAUAUUCCCGCCUGCCCUCUCACUCCUAUCAAUGCCGAAGCACUCGCCCGUCAACGCGAUACCUUUCUCUCCGGCGUUCCAGGCCCAGAUUUCCCAGGUGGAAAGGGCGAGAGUGAGCACAUUGGUCGACCAGGUCUCGAAGAAGUUGAAUCCUGGACCGGUGAAGAGGGAUUGAGAGCUAUGGGCUUGAGCAAAUUUGUUGUUGAAAGUGAGAAGGGAGCUGGUGUUGAAAAGGCUGUCGAGAUCGGAAAUAAAUAUUUGGGAUUUUAGACGAAUGUGAACGGACUGGUGAUUGUUUGACGGAAGACAGGAUGGGAAGGGACAGGACAACUAUCUCAUGACAGUGGUCUCGAAUUGCCAUUAGGAGUUAUUUAUGAUGGCGCAAGGAUGGAACGGCGUGGGAUUACCUUCUGCAAAUCCAAAUUUGAGAUUUCUUUCCUUACAUUGAGGAAUGAAAUGUCAGAUUGGGGAUUUACUCAUUUCACUAUCGGGAAGGGAAAAUUGACAUUUUAGCAAAGCUCAAUCGUGGGACACAUUGAGCAGUGACUCGCAAAAG